AACUCUACAAUGUUAACGACCAUAUUGUUUCACGUCAUUUUACAGUUGAAUCACCAUUUCGACAUCUUUUUCAAGAACAGAUUAACGAUCUUAUUCUUGUAUAUAAAACAGCUAGACAUAUAUUAUCAAACAGUCUGAACGAAAUAAAUGUGUAUGAAUAUACACUGAAUGUUUUUAAAAAUCUCAAACAUCUAUGUGUCAUUCAAUGUGGGCAAUAUUUAUCGAUUAAAGAUUUAGCUUUUACAACGUGGUCGUCAUUAAAUCUUACCAAAUUAUGCGUUGAUGUCUGCCGCUUUGACGACUGUUUUGCACUACUCGAUGGUCGUCUCAAACAACUAAAUACAUUUAUUGUUGACAUUUAUCAUACAAAUGAAUUAUCAAGUGUUUACAAUAUGGAUGAUCUACCUAAUAUGAAAUGUUUCUCAUUAACAUGUCAAUGCAUGACUAAUCAAUAUGAUACUCGAGUUUUGCCUCUUCUUCAUCGUAUGAUAAAACUUCAAGAAUUAACUUUAAACGUUACCAAUGAAGAACGAACUACAUUAAUCGAUGGUACUCAAAUUAAUAAUAACAUUCUUGUACAUAUGCCAUGUCUUCGAAAAUUUACUUUUCAUAUUAAUACUAAAGUGAAACUACAUUAUAUAACUCCUUAUCUAUCAAACGAAGAUAUUCAACGAACUUUUACUAACAUAGGAUAUCAACAAGUAUGCUGUAUAUUAAACUACAUAGCUGAUGAUGUCAUGUGUCAUAUAUUUUCAUUACCAUUCGCGUUUAAUUGUCUCGGAUAUAUUGGUAAUGCAUUUCCACCAACAGACUUCAGUUGUGUUAGAGAAUUAACAGUACAUGAUGAAACUCCGUUCGAACAUGAAUUUUUUAUCCGAAUUGCACGCUUUUUUCCUUUGCUUAAAAAGUUACAUGUUUUUAAUUUUGAACCACAGUUACAAAUGAAAGACAAUUUGAUCUCUAACAAUAAUGAAUUGUAUUCAAUUGUUGAAUAUCCACAUCUUAUUUCAUUACGUCUAGAAUAUUCUCAUAUUUAUUAUGUUGAACAAUUUCUCAAUCAGAGUAAAACACAUCUACCGCAGCGAACCACAUUACAUGUCGAAUAUAAUAAAUUAAGAUUCGUAACAAAAAACUUCACAAGAAAUGCAACGCGUCGUAAUUGUGCUCGAUUAAAGCAAAUACAUUUUGACAAAGUAAUAGUGCACACAAAAGAGUUCUAUGAUUAUUUUCCUCUCUUGUAAUCUUGUUUUUUUGUUAUAAUUGUACUAAUAAAAUAAAUAUUAAACGGAUUUCAAUAGUGAUUAGUUUUAUGAUCGGGUAACAGUAAACAAUAACUGUUAGAAAUGUUUAAGAUUUUUUUGAUGAAUUUUUGUCAUCUAUCAUUGAUAAACAGGAUAUGUAUAUAGGUAUUCUUUUCAUUUCAUACUCACACCCUAUGUGCCGGUAUAUGACAGUAGUAAAUGUAAGAAAAGAGAGAGAACGAACGAACAGAUAUAGAUAAAACCAAUUAUGACAUGUUUUAUAUACAUGUCUUAACACCCUCUUCUUUAUUUUCGUCCGCUUUAGCGAGCAGUAGAAGAGGAUAUGCAUAAUCGCCCUUUUCUUCUCCCUCUUAUUUUCUUU
This is a messenger RNA of Adineta steineri, 1623 nucleotides long. Lineage: Eukaryota; Metazoa; Rotifera; Eurotatoria; Adinetida; Adinetidae. The record is from the annotation of a GenBank genome assembly.